Messenger RNA from Paracoccidioides lutzii Pb01, 1086 nucleotides. RefSeq lists its product as hypothetical. The coding region runs from base 1 to 1086 and encodes 361 amino acids. The record is from RefSeq and is a predicted model, not a curated record. The transcript is spliced from 8 exons.
AUGGAUUCUCAAACUCUCAGCAAGAAAGACCUGCUUCCUACGGGAGCACAGAUCCCCCUUCAGUCAUUUCAACUGCCUGUCUUUCCACCGGAAGCAUACGCUAUCCCCCCAUCCCUACCGCCUGGGAUUGAAUCUCUCACCCUAGAGCUUUUCCUCCUAGGCUACGCGGCUCCAUUCCAAUCACAGCUGCCAAACUUGAGGUCAUUGACUGGAUACAGCCAACUUAUCGAUGGAACAACGACAACAACAAAGAAUGGAGGACUGAAAGAAUUACAUCUUGAUGCCUUCUGUCGUAAGGGGUUCAUGUCCGGGAUUGGUGCGAUUCUUGAAUAUUUGCAUCGCAUGAAUAACCCCGAUGAUACCGAAAAAGAAGAAGGGGACGUGCCAAAGUUGCGAUUCUUGGAGAUCUCUUAUACCGAUGAGCUCCCUGCAAUGCUAGGACCUUCGGUAAUGGCGGUUUUGUUUAGUUUAAAUGCACCUCCAUCGGUGAAUCCGGCAACAGGCGAUAAUGGUGACCUUCCACAUGACCCCGCGGAUAUGGAUGAGGAGGAAGGGAAUCCGAUUCCAGGCAAAAAGCCUGAGGGGGUCAUUCCACUUCUUAACUCGAAUGCGGGGACAGAGGUUCUUGUCAGGAAAUUGACUGUUGGUGAGGUUGGCUCGACAUCGAAAGGAGGUAAUCAGGACGAACAAGAACUCUCUUUCUCUCCGGUUUCUGGAUCGGGCCCAGCUACCCUAAAACUGCUGAAAUCAACACUAUAUACCCUUGACACUGCGGGUGCGAAUGGGUCUGGAGGCGCGGAAUUGGAAAUUGUAGAGGUUGUUGGUGUUCCUAAUGAUCAAUUUGAUAAGGAGGUAUCUUCCUCCUCCACCUCGUCAGACCCUCAGGAACUAUCUUCUCGAUUUUGGAAAAAGUGUUUCCAGAGCUUCCGGAUGACGAUCCUUCGCGUCACUAGUUUUGGAUACGUGGAAUGGAAUAGGGCUGAAGGAAUAAGUGAUGGAAUUACGCCGUCGUUGGCUUGUCAGGUAUCAGCCUUUAGCAAUGAAGCUAUUCCGGAAACACUAGUUCUCACCACACCGGCACUUUAA